Messenger RNA from Anastrepha obliqua, 2822 nucleotides. Its product is annotated as protein-lysine N-methyltransferase EEF2KMT. Bases 99 to 1097 code for a protein of 332 amino acids. Lineage: Eukaryota; Metazoa; Arthropoda; Insecta; Diptera; Tephritidae. The record is from RefSeq and is a predicted model, not a curated record. The transcript is spliced from 3 exons.
UUGUUUACCAGUAAACUUCAUGGAGUAUCAUUUGAAUGUUUUUUUCUUCCCAUUUGUUUGUUAAUUAAAAACACCUUUACUAUAAAGGAAACACGAAAAUGAAAGACCACUGCCAAGGAUUCAUCGAUGUACUCAAAUAUCAGUUUCUUUGUUGUCAUCCCUUGCAUUGCAUUGAUUGGGAGGCAAUACCACUGGACCUUACCUGGGAGCAGCAACUGCAGCUGAUAGAGCAUACAUUUUUGCAUCCUCUUAAUCAAAAAUAUCCAAUUAAAAUCGGCUAUCAACUGAAUUUCCUCAAACAGCUGCUGCAGCAAUUGGAAAAAAGAUAUGACGAAGUGCAUGACAGCGUAUAUGAAAGUUACUGUGCUGUACAGCUCCGUGUUGCGCAGGAUGCAACGGAGAAAUAUGCUUACAAGCAUUACUUACAGCCAGCACUGAGCGUCGCUCUCACACUACGUGAAUCCAAAAGCUUUGUGGCGGCGGGCACAACAGGACUAUGCAGUUGGCAAGCUUCGAUUGCAUUAGCUGAUUAUUUAGUGCAAAAUAGCGAUAUAGUGCGCGAAAAAUGCAUUCUCGAAUUGGGUGCCGGCACUGGUUUAUGUGGAAUGAUUUUGGCACAGUGUUGUGAGGUGCGACAUUUAUUACUAACCGAUGGUAGCCGCGAAUGCGUUGAACUGAUGAAGGAGAACGUGCGCCGAAAUUUCGCAGAAGCUAUAGAAACAAGUAAUGGCAGCUAUGUAAUAAACGACAAAUUGCUGAAUUUGUGCGAGCUGGAAUGGGGUGGUAUCGAGCAAAUGGAAUGGCCAAGCGCAUUCAAAACGGAUGUAAUAUUAGCAGCAGAUGUUGUGUAUGACGACACAGUAUUCGAUUCCUUAACAUAUGCCAUUGACUAUGUGUUUAAGGUGAAGAAAGAUGUCUGCGAGAUGUUGCUUGCGGCAACAGUGAGAAAUGAGCACACGCUGCAAAAGUUUCUCAAUAUGCUAGAUUCAUUGCACUUCCAAUAUGCCGAGAGGGAGGUGAUACCUUUGGAUAGGUGCAAUUUUUACUGGGAUCGUACGACACCUGUCAAAAUAUUCCAUAUAACGCGCCAAAGCUAGCCGCUAUAGAGUAGGCAGUUAACGCUUCAUUUAACUCUUCGUUGUGUACCCGGGUCUUGCCAGACUUGUUCGAGUUUGGACGUAAAUUUAAAAUAUUUCUAUUAUAGCUGGUCACUUGAGCUUCCAGGUAGCUGACUAAAAUUUAAUUUUCUAUCGAUUUACUUGUGUAACCUUUUAAAAAGAAUCCUCGAACAGGACGAAAAAAGGUCAGAUCCGGGUGCCCAACCGAAGUUUUUAAAAAAGGCGUCCAACGGGUGGCUAAAACUAGCAUUUAUUUAUUUAAAAAAUAUGAUUUAUUUCAAUAAUUAAAUAGGCCUUAACAAAACUAAGUAUAAAUUCAUGUCAUAAUAUAUUUUAACGUUUAUAAUGUAAUGAACUCAAUAGUGGGCAUGCGCACUUAUCGUUGGAAUAGAUCCAUCCUGCAGGCACGUCACAUCCAGUUGCUCAAUCUCAUGCUGCUUAAAGAUUAUGCCUAGUAAAUCGUAUUGUAUUUCGAAGAGUGUCAUGCAAUGCGUACGCGGCACUUUUACGCCCACCACGAGCGCAACCAGCGCCGUGAUUAUGAGGUACACAAAUCCCUGCGCCAUUAUUGUACUUUCGUCCGUUGCGUAGAAAAAGGAAUUUUUAGAAUUCGACACAAAAUAAUAAUACACCACACCGGUGCUAAUCAAUUUGGCCAAAUAAGACACAAAGAAAAGCAACUCAGUAAAGCGGAAAUGUGUAACUUCCACAAGUGAAAUUUGUAAAUUUGAAAACGACAGGCCGAAGAAGAAUAGUAUAAACCAUAACGGUACUGUCGUAUCCACUGAACUGCAAAUGAUCAUACUCAAAAUACAGAGUAUAAUAAGGCAAAUCUCAUUGGCUACAAAUGUGACUUUCACACUGAAGAACACCACAAUCAGAACGCACACAGCUGAACCGGCGAAAACCACCCACAGCAUUGCAUCCACAUUGUCCACGGCAGUCAGGCGUAUAGCUGGAUUCAAUACAAACCAAAAAAUAAAGUACACAAAGAGCGCAUACUGUAUAGCUUCGGUGAAGAGCACCACCAAAGUGACGUUCCACUGUUGAUUCUUGGUAACAUAAAGAAACUUGACACGUUUAAUGAUGUCCUUGCGUUUGUCAAAAAUGCUGCCAUUCGAAUUCGCGAUACGAAAUUCGUUAUCCAAAAUAUUUUGACAAUCAACGAUGCCCAAAUAGUCCAUCACCUUCAAACCUAUAAGCACAGCUAAAAUCACAAUGGAAAUCGCAAGGUAGACACCAGCAAAAGGUACAUAAAGCCCAUCCGGUACUUUGGCAGUUGUUACAUCGACAUUUUCGUUCGAUUGCGUGUAGCUGGUGCCGAUAAGGCUGACGGCCAACGCAGUGCCAAGCAGAAAGAUGGAAAAUGCAAGCGUCAGCAUUAUAGAACGGCUGCGCUUAUGGAGUGUGGUGUGCAAGAAACUCAAGCCAGCUAUGUAAUUUAAACUGUACGCGAGGUAUGAGAUGAAUGCGCCGGCAGUAUCUGAAAAGAUAUCAAAAAACCAGUAGGUAAAUAUCAAUGUUCAUAUGUAAAUAUAUGAAUGUAUGUAUGUGCGUAUGUGCAUGUAAAAACGUAGAUAAAGAGGAUUAUUGCUAUCUAAUUUCAAUAAAAAGCUACGCGCCAGUAAAUUUUUUUUUGCUCAAACUGAUAUGGCUGAAAUUGAACAACUGAUGAAAAUAAAUAAAACUGUGCUAUCCAGAAUA